Hemiscyllium ocellatum (epaulette shark) is the source of this 5199-nucleotide messenger RNA. RefSeq names its product calcium/calmodulin-dependent serine protein kinase a (gene caska). The record is from RefSeq and is a predicted model, not a curated record. Gene Ontology annotation, biological process: protein phosphorylation; regulation of neurotransmitter secretion. Bases 583 to 3345 code for a protein of 920 amino acids. Gene Ontology annotation, cellular component: basolateral plasma membrane; cell-cell junction; plasma membrane. The transcript is spliced from 26 exons. Lineage: Eukaryota; Metazoa; Chordata; Chondrichthyes; Orectolobiformes; Hemiscylliidae. Gene Ontology annotation, molecular function: ATP binding; protein kinase activity; signaling receptor binding.
CUCGCCGCGAGCUCGGUGCUGACGCAGCCAAGAGUGCAGGCAGUAAACGAGCGGGCGUUGAUUGGUGGUUAGUCCUCUGACCAACCGCCGCCGCCUGAAACUGAACGGCGCACCGACAGGGGACGGGCCGACACCAACAGCCUACGGCACGGCAGGGAGAAGUGUUAACAUGGUCUAAGGAGUGCCGACUGUGAUACAUUAAGACCUUCUUUCUUUCAUUGCAAAUUAUUCCUGGGUUUUGGCCUGGAUUUCCAGGGAGCAGCUACAUUUCGAGAGCAGAAGCCUUGGACUGUGGAUUAUUUUUUUUUAAACGGCAGUGAGAAAGAGAAGGUGGGGUCGCCAGAAGGAGGGCAGCGCCAAGCGUAGCCCAGCAGCCUGCUUUACCCGGCUGCUUCACUAUCAAUCAGUCUUCGUUUCGCUCGCCGCUGUCUGGAAAUUUUUUUUUUCUUUGUGUCUUGAAUUCUUUAACUGAGUUAUACGGGAAACGUUUUGUUUUUUUUAAAAAAAAAUCAAUCUUCCCAUUGGAGGGAGUUUUUUUUUACUUUGAAUUCCCUCUCAAAAUUCUGAUUUUAAUUAUCGACUAUGGCCGACGACGACGUCCUGUUUGAAGAUGUGUAUGAGCUGUGUGAAGUGAUUGGCAAGGGACCUUUCAGUGUUGUGCGACGCUGUAUCAAUAGAGAAACAGGACAGCAGUUUGCAGUGAAGAUUGUAGAUGUGGCUAAGUUCACCUCCAGUCCUGGCCUGAGUACAGAAGAUUUAAAAAGAGAAGCCAGUAUCUGUCAUAUGCUGAAACAUCCACACAUUGUAGAACUUCUAGAAACAUACAGCUCGGAUGGAAUGCUCUAUAUGGUUUUUGAAUUUAUGGAUGGUGCAGAUCUCUGUUUUGAAAUUGUGAAAAGGGCCGAUGCAGGUUUUGUUUACAGUGAAGCUGUAGCCAGUCACUACAUGCGACAGAUACUAGAAGCACUACGCUAUUGUCAUGACAAUAAUAUCAUUCACCGUGAUGUGAAGCCACAUUGUGUGUUACUUGCUUCGAAGGAAAAUUCAGCACCUGUGAAACUCGGUGGAUUUGGAGUGGCCAUUCAAUUGGGAGAAUCUGGGCUUGUUGCUGGAGGCCGUGUAGGAACGCCACAUUUUAUGGCACCAGAAGUUGUCAAAAGAGAACCGUAUGGAAAGCCAGUCGACGUUUGGGGUUGUGGAGUUAUACUUUUUAUCCUCCUUAGUGGUUGUUUGCCAUUUUAUGGAACAAAGGAAAGAUUGUUUGAUGCCAUUAUUAAGGGAAAACAUAAGAUGAACCCUAGGCAGUGGGUCCAUAUCUCAGAGAGUGCAAAGGAUUUGGUCCGUCGUAUGCUAAUGUUGGAUCCUGCAGAAAGGAUAACUGUUUAUGAAGCACUUAACCAUCCUUGGCUUAAGGAACGAGAUCGUUACGCAUACAAAAUUCACCUCCCAGAAACUGUGGAACAGCUAAGGAAGUUUAAUGCAAGAAGGAAAUUGAAGGGGGCAGUGUUAGCAGCUGUAUCAAGCCACAAGUUCAAUUCCUUCUAUGGAGACCCUCCUGAAGAACUGCCUGAUUUUUCUGAAGACCCCACUUCCUCAGGGGCUGUUUCACAAGUUCUGGAUAGUUUGGAGGAAAUCCAUGCACUAACAGAUUGCAGUGAAAAGGACCUGGAUUUUUUACACAGCGUCUUCCAGGAUCAGCAUCUCCAUACACUACUUGAUCUGUAUGACAAGAUCAACACAAAGUCAUCACCACAGAUUAGGAAUCCACCCAGUGAUGCUGUCCAGAGAGCCAAAGAGGUUUUGGAAGAAAUUUCAUGCUAUCCAGAAAACAGUGAUGCAAAGGAAUUGAAGUGUAUCCUAACACGGCCUCAUUUUAUGGCUUUGCUGCAGACACAUGAUGUUGUGGCACAUGAAGUAUACAGCGAUGAAGCACUGAGAGUUACACCACCACCGACUUCUCCUUAUUUAAAUGGUGAUUCACCAGAAAGUGCGAACGGAGACAUGGACAUGGAAAAUGUAACACGUGUUCGACUAGUUCAGUUCCAGAAAAACACAGAUGAACCUAUGGGCAUCACUUUAAAAAUGAAUGAAUUGAACCAUUGUAUCGUUGCAAGAAUAAUGCAUGGUGGAAUGAUACAUAGACAAGGAACACUCCAUGUUGGUGAUGAAAUCAGAGAAAUAAAUGGCAUCAGUGUAGCUAACCAGACAGUGGAACAGCUUCAAAAGAUGCUUAGGGAAAUGAGAGGAAGUAUCACCUUCAAGAUUGUGCCAAGUUAUCGCACUCAAUCUGCUUCCUGUGAGAGAGAUUCCCCCUCCACAUCCAGACAAUCCCCUGCUAACGGCUAUAGCAGCACUUAUAAUUCUGUUUCGGACUUGCCAUCAACUACACAACCAAAAGGACGACAGAUUUAUGUUCGAGCACAAUUUGAAUAUGAUCCAUCAAAGGAUGACCUUAUACCUUGUAAAGAGGCUGGUAUCCGGUUCCGAGUUGGAGAGAUCAUACAAAUCAUCAGUAAGGAUGACCACAACUGGUGGCAAGGCAAAUUAGAAAACUCUAAAAAUGGUACAGCUGGACUCAUUCCCUCUCCUGAACUCCAGGAAUGGCGUGUUGCAUGUAUAGCAAUGGAAAAGACCAAACAAGAACAGCAGGCUAGCUGUACCUGGUUUGGAAAAAAGAAGAAACAAUACAAGGAUAAAUAUCUGGCCAAGCACAAUGCAGUCUUUGACCAACUAGACCUUGUUACAUAUGAAGAGGUAGUAAAACUGCCAGCCUUCAGAAGGAAGACGCUAGUGUUACUAGGGGCCCAUGGAGUGGGGCGAAGACACAUAAAAAAUACUCUGAUCACAAAGCAUCCGGACAGAUUUGCAUACCCUAUUCCACAUACUACCCGACCUGCCAGAAAAGAUGAAGAAAAUGGUAAAAAUUACCAUUUUGUUUCACAUGAUCAAAUGAUGCAAGAUAUUUCCAAUAAUGAAUAUCUGGAGUAUGGCAGUCAUGAGGAUGCAAUGUAUGGAACAAAGUUGGAAACGAUACGCAAAAUCCAUGAACAAGGACUGAUUGCAAUACUUGAUGUUGAACCCCAGGCUCUAAAGGUUUUGCGAACUGCUGAGUUUGCCCCAUUUGUCGUUUUCAUUGCUGCACCAACCAUUACUCCAGGCAUGACUGAGGAUGAAUCUCUUCAGCGUUUGCAGAAGGAAUCAGAAAUUUUACAGAAAACUUAUGCACACUACUUCGAUCUAACCAUAAUCAACAAUGAAAUAGAUGAGACCAUCAGGCAUCUGGAAGAAGCCAUUGAACUUGUGUGUACCACACCACAGUGGGUCCCUGUAUCCUGGGUAUAUUAAGGACCAGACAGAAAAAUCAUGAACUUUAUCAUUCCCUAGCACCACCUUGACAUUAGACUUUGUAAAUUACCUCGCAUCAAGUCUUACCCCUUAUAGACAGUCUAGGAUUAGUGUGCCCUAAUUUUUUUUUGACUAUUGUCAUGUCCUACUAGAUGGAUGGAGAGAUAAAAAUUACCAAACUCUUACAGUGACAGUGUCCCUUUUUAAAGCUGUGUGAGGCUUGCAAUUGUUAUUAAAAAUUCAGAUCUACAUAUGCUUUCUGAUCUGUAUGGAUCCAAUAAUUCCACAUGGUCCUCAAAACUUAUGCAAACUCUUGUUACCUCCAAUUUUUUCAAGUAAAUUUUAAAUGCCACCAUCCUAUCCAGAUUUAUUUGGAAAAUAUUUUUAAAAUAAUAUAAAUAUAUUUAAUUUAUCAUUAAUGGAGUCCAACAACCUUGCUGGCUAGUUGAAAUUUAAUUUCAUUAUGGUGAUAAAACAUUGCAAGUGCAGAAUAAAAUCUUCUGGUUUAGUCGCCAAUUGAAGAUCAAAAAACAUGAGCACAAGCAUUAAUUGAAGUUUUUGAGUCUGCAAAGUUACAGUAGUCAGAGCGUGAAGUAAAUUUAGAUUUGAUUUUUUUCAUACAUAAACCAAUCAGGGCUAUUAAAGGGAUACCGUCAUUUGCAAUUUAAAGAUGUACAAACAUUUUAGGAUUUGAAUCAGGAUUUACUGCAUGUGGACAGUUACAAGCAUUCAUGCUGUUGGUGUAUCUGUGUUGGAAACUGUAUUCUACAGCAACGUACAUUCCAUUUGUUGGAAAAUUACCCAAGGGAAUUAUUGUUCAAAAAACUGUAAACCUAUGCACAUCUCUUGCAUUGUGGGCAAGUUUAUAAAUGACUGAUUUUUAAUCAUGUAGUGAAAUGUGUUUGUACUUUGUUGCAAUUUAAUUUGUUCUAAGGGGAAGAAUUAAGAGUUUUGCCAUUUCAAAUGUGUGUUGUCUUUGAAUAUAAAUAUUUUAAUUACGUUCCGUCUGGAAAAAAUGGUUUAAUUUUUAUCAUUGAAGUAUAUGUAUUAAAAAUGCACAAAUUUUACUAAAAUAGUGUGCAAAAGAGAAAUAGUUUGUGGUCAGAUAUAAACAGUUUAGGUCACAUCACAACUUCAUUCAAACUGGCUUCAGUGCUUCUGAAGAUAGCAACAAACACAGCAACUGCAAUUGGGCAUUUUUUUAAAAUAUACUUCCUUUUAUGUGGUUUUUUUAUCAUUUUUAUAUUAUACCCUAAAUGUCUUUCUACAAGCUUAUAUUGAACACAUCCAAACCCAGUCAUGUAAAAUUGAAUAGCUGCAAAUAUUGACUUUCAACACAGCUGCCUAAGACAAUAUUGUGUUUCAGUUACAGGACUGUAAGUUCUAUACUUUUGUAACUGGUCCAUGGUAAGACCAGUAUGGUGCUGGCUGUUGGAAACUGAAUAGUACCUCUGAACAUGUAAUAUAAAAAUGAAAAUACUGUGGAAAAAUGUAAACAGAAAUGAAGCACAACUUCACAACUGGAAUUUAUUGAACAUUUUCAUAUUUUCUGGCAAGUCCAUUCAGAUAGAGAGAAAUGGUAUUUUAUAGACCUGUUCCCACCAGGAUUUUAGAGCACAGAGGAAUGAAUUGUUUGCCUUAAGACAUUUUGUAACUUAAUUCCUGCUUUCUUUGAUGUAAUACCAUUCCUAACAGUAUUGAAAGGAUAUUUAGAUAUGUUAUACAUUUCAAAAAUUGCUUAUUGUUUAAUAUUGCAUAAAUGCCGUGAAUGCUUUGAUGAAACACAAUUGGCCAUGGAAAUCUGUAUUAAAGGACAAGUGAUACAGCUGAAAUCCGUGAGUAAUUGAAAAUAUA